Molecule: messenger RNA, 348 nt
Organism: Monoraphidium neglectum
Lineage: Eukaryota; Viridiplantae; Chlorophyta; Chlorophyceae; Sphaeropleales; Selenastraceae
Exons: 3
Coding region: 1-348 (115 amino acids)
Cellular component (GO): membrane
Source: RefSeq, a predicted model, not a curated record
AUGCAGGCCACCAAGCUGUACGCGCCGCUCAAUAUCGCCGGCAGCACGGUGCUCAUCACCGGCGCGAGCGCGGGCUUUGGGGAGGCGAUGGCGUGGCGAUUUGCAGAGGCGGGCUGCAAGCUGGUGCUGGUGGCGCGGCGGUUGGAGCGGUUGGAGUCGCUCAAGGCGCAGCUGGUGGACGCAUACCAGGCUCAAGUCCACAUCCAGAAGCUGGACAUGCGCGAUCUGGCAGCGGUGGAGGCACUGGCGGGAUCCCUGCCGACGGAAUUCAGUGAGCGCUCCUGCAACCCCGCUCCGUUUUGCUGGCCCACGCCACCGGACCGCUCCUACCCCCCACCCCCCAAAUAA